Molecule: messenger RNA, 2315 nt
Organism: Cuculus canorus (common cuckoo)
Lineage: Eukaryota; Metazoa; Chordata; Aves; Cuculiformes; Cuculidae
Exons: 2
Coding region: 413-1864 (483 amino acids)
Source: RefSeq, a predicted model, not a curated record
UGGAUAGGCUAUUAGAGACUGCUUGGAAAGUAUACAAUAACCGUGAGAGGGAGAGUUCUCAAAGACAACAGCGACAUCUGCUGGCGGUGAUGCAGGGCAGAGGCCAGCACAACCCUGCAGGUCGAGAACUCUGACGCGACUACGAAGUGCCCUGAUCUGGAACCGUCCGUUAUCAUUAGAAAAUCCAGUACAUGAAAUUGAACCAGGAGACCAGGUCUACGUCCGAGAUUGGAAUGAAGAACCACUGAAAGAACGGUGGAAUGGACCAUACUUGGUACUACUAACAACAUUUACCGCGGUAAAAGUAAAAGGAAUAGACUCUUGGAUUCAUUAUACCCGAGUGAAAAAGGUUCCUAGAAAUUGGGAAGUAGAAACUCUUGGACCAACAAAACUGAGACUGAAAAGCAGAUAAAUGUCGUGCUUUGUGUAUAGUACCUUAAUUGUAACCUGGUCUUUGACAUCCCUAAUGGUUAUCACUUUUGUAAAGGUUCCGCAGAAAAAGGAAAUGAUGAAAUCUGUCACUGGACAAAAUGCCACUCUGUUUUGCAAGUUCAAAAACACUGUCCCGAGGAAUUUAGAAUUAGACAGGUAUGGAUGGAAAUUAAAGGGAAAACAGAACUCUAGAGGCAAGGUAUUAAAUAAAUUCUGUUUACGUAACCCCCUUCAGGAUCAUGGGAUAAAGGCAGGACAUUCAUACUAUCAGAUUCCUCUGGACAGUGAUAUACUUAUCUAUUGCCUAUUGGAUGAUCCACUACCUAGGGAGUUUGGAUGGACAAGGAAAGGGAAGAAAAUCCCUAAUGAUAACAGGCAUUUAACAGAAUUAAGAUCAGGAGGAAUGUUAGUUCAGACUAUUAAACAAGUAGAUGAAUCAGAUAUGGGGGCAUAUAGAUGCCAAUACCAAAAUGAAACUGCUUCUGGAUACAGUGAAAUAAACAUCACUAGAAUUAGAGUAAAACGAGCAAUAGAAUCAACCCAACUGCCCCAGGUAAUGAAUAUACCUCGGGGUGAUCCUGAAGAAAACCUGAUAAUUGGCUUAAUCAAAGAUUUUGCAAAAAUACAGAAUACUAGUAGAAUUACAGCAUGUUUACCCCUGCCGAAAACAGCAGGGGAACCAAUAAAAUGGGGAAUAAUGACUUUUCCAUUCCCAAAGAAUGUAGGGAACAAUACAGUAUGCAAACAAGAAACGAGAGUGUUACAGGUGAAACAAAAACAGUAUAUAAAGCAGCAAUGGAAAUUGCCAGGAAGGCGAGAGGAUUGUUACAAAUUACUAAACCAUCAAUUUGUCCAAAGUAAUUCAAUGUUUAGUUUUGGAGACGUGGGAUGGUGUACAUAUGAUGUGGUUAAAGAAAUCAUAGCCCCUCAGGAGAGGAAGGAGUGGGUAUGCCGAGAAAAGGAUGAGAUAAACACAAAAUGGGAUUCUGUCUGGUCAACUAGCAUCUUACAAAAAUUCCAAUAUGGAGGUGACACACCUUGGUGUUUCAGAUGGACAGGGAAACAGAGUGUCACAAAUGAUUUAGCAUUACUGGCAACUAACAAGGUCAGUCGGGAUAUCAUUGAGAGUGUUUCAUGGUGGAACUGCUCUAAGACUUUUGAUUGUGACACAGACCCUAAACAAAUAGCAAUCCCUCCUGUAAGAAUAGCUUUAAUAACAGGAUGUUCAUGUCGAGAUCUGAAAGUUAACGGAAAAGUAAUACCAAUCCCAGAAACAGAUUGCAGAUACUCGACAAUACAUAGUAUGGGUAACUUUGUAUGGGCAGCUAACGAUGGAACCUGGACUACCCACCUCCCAGUGACAGGACCAGUACGGGAAAUAACUUUAGGCUUACCUACCCUAUGCCCGAUUUGGAAGCGAUCCCCUUUUUAAGGUGGAUUAGAAACCUUACAGAUUCGAACUAAAAGAGACAUAAACAAUGAUAUUGAAGAUAUAGAUGAUAUUUGGCAAGAACCUUCAACUGGAGUUAAAGUAGGCUGGGCGCUGGAAUCUCUUUUUGCUCAGGUAGCUGCUUAUCGUAAUAGGGAAAUGAUUUAUGAUUUAAUUGGACAAACUGAAAGACUAGCUAGAGUAACCAAGAAAGGAUUCAGAGAUCUAAAUUUGCAAUUGCAGGCCACAACCAAAAUGACCUUGCAGAACAGAAUGGCAUUAGAUAUAUUGCUACUAAAAGAACAUGGAGUAUGCGGGUACCUCAAAGACCGGACUGAUCAUUGCUGUGUACAUAUACCAAAUGUAACUGCGGACAUAGAAUAUGAUAUUUCACAACUCGGGAAAAUAGAAAAGGAGGCUGAAGGAGAAAAGGAGGUAAUUAGUCAUAACUGGA